This is a messenger RNA of Quercus lobata, 828 nucleotides long. Its product is annotated as bifunctional nitrilase/nitrile hydratase NIT4A-like. Lineage: Eukaryota; Viridiplantae; Streptophyta; Magnoliopsida; Fagales; Fagaceae. The transcript has 5 exons. The record is from RefSeq and is a predicted model, not a curated record. Gene Ontology annotation, biological process: detoxification of nitrogen compound. Gene Ontology annotation, molecular function: nitrile hydratase activity; nitrilase activity. The coding region runs from base 45 to 404 and encodes 119 amino acids.
AAAUUAUCCAUUAUGUUCAGCUGGAUGAACCAUUACUUCACUUUAUGGAGUUUAAUGAAAGUUUGUUAAAAGUGAUACUUAUGGAGGAAUUUUUCUAUACAGGCUUUCCCCCAUUUUCUGAAUGCUUGGCUGGAGCAAGAGAAAUAUGGCAAGCUUCAAUGACCCGUAUUGCCCCAGAAGGUGGCUACUUUGUUUUAUCUGCACACCAAUUCUGCAGAAGGGAAAACUGUAUGUUUUCACCAGAACGUAUUUCUGGAGGUUCAAAUGGUGAUAUAUCCAUUGAUACAAUCUUAUGCAGUGCUGGUAGUGUUACUAUAUCACCUUCUGGCCGGGAGCAUUCUGCUGACCUUUAUCUUGGAUUGAUUGUUAGAGCAAAGCUAGAGUUUAGAGGAAUUGGGUGUUGAGUGUGACCAAACUCUAUCGAGUUGACUCCGGAUAUACCCAACCUAAUGGUAGAAGUUCUUGAUGAGCUGCAAUAGUGAAUUAGCUAUGUAAAAAAUUGUGUUAUGGAAUUAACUUCUCCUAGUCAUACAGCUUAUUAGGCUUUGUAUAUCACUUUUGUGAUGUUUAGAGAUGUACAAUGGUUGGAUAGUAGCCACGAUUCGUCACACACUUUGAAGCAAUCAAACAUUUGGUUUAGAUUAGCAUGUAUAGUUUAUGAAUAUGUUAGUCCUGGAAUAUUUGCAAUUGCUGUGAUGAUCUUUCCUAUGUAUACUAAAAUGAUGCUGUAUUUUUUUGAAUUUUUUCCCUAACUUUUUUGGAUUUUGGCCUUUUUGCGUUGAUUGAGAUAAAAGUAGUCAAAUUUUGUAAUAAUUGAGGUGAAAAUUA